This is a messenger RNA of Diuraphis noxia (Russian wheat aphid), 994 nucleotides long. RefSeq lists its product as uncharacterized. The record is from RefSeq and is a predicted model, not a curated record. NCBI's taxonomy places the organism in Eukaryota, Metazoa, Arthropoda, Insecta, Hemiptera, Aphididae.
UGGCGUAUUCAUUUCACAGUAUUAUAUUGUUACUAAUGAUAUUAUAUUAUACAGUUUAAAUUAAUAAAACCAUUUAAACGUUGAAUAUUUGAAGCAAAAAUGAAGGAAACUACUGUUGUUUGGACCAAACUAUUUCUAUUCCUCAUAAUAUCAGCUGAACCUCUCGGUCUUAAAGCAGAACUCAAGGAAUGCAAGCAMCUCGGAAACAAUUCGUGUGUGAGUGACAGUGAAUGUUGUUCUGGUUAUUGUUAUAGGGAACCCGGUUGGGAAUUGGGAGUGUGUAAAAGGAUGCAUACUCCUGAAAACUUAGACGAAUCAAAUGAAGAAAAAAACAAAGGAAUAAAUGGCGGAGUAGAUGACGUUUUCGAAAGAGGCACUUGUGCGUAUUACGAAGCAAAAGAUAUUACUGCAAACGGUGAUAUAGUCAAUGACAGCGAAAUGACCGCAGCACACCAGACUUUGCCGUUCAACACGGUGGUUAAAGUGGAGAUUAUGGGUAGCAAUGUGGUGGUCAAGAUUAAUGACCGCAAGACUGCGUCUGAUGGAAACAUUUUGCUCUUAUCUCGUGCGGCGGCUGAGAGUAUAAAUAUCGAUGAGAAUACUGGCUCGGUACAAUGUCAAUUAAAAAUUUUGACCAAGGUGAGCUGCACUCCAAAUUUAGGAAACACGUGUGUACAUAACCACGAAUGUUGUUCACGGAAUUGUUUUAAGGCAAUGUAUUCAGAGGUAGGGUUUUGUCUACCAAAAUGAUUUGACGGAAGUCGAGUUGCAGUCCUGUUUAGUCACGUAGAUUAGCCGGUGUAAAUGAAGCAGUAUUAUAAUCCAUAACUUAAAGAUUCAGUUCCCACCGUUGAGUUAUAAACUAUAAUAAAGUAAAAUCGUGAACUAUUUUAGAAAUAAUAACUAAGUAUAAUUAUUUCUUUGGAAAUUGUCAAGUAUAAUGUAAUCGUUUUAUUUAAAAUAAAAACUAUUAUUAUAUAAGUAUAUUAGCAUA